This is a messenger RNA of Seriola aureovittata, 2273 nucleotides long. RefSeq names its product EDAR-associated death domain (gene edaradd). Gene Ontology annotation, biological process: signal transduction. The transcript has 6 exons. Lineage: Eukaryota; Metazoa; Chordata; Actinopteri; Carangiformes; Carangidae. The coding region runs from base 138 to 806 and encodes 222 amino acids. Gene Ontology annotation, molecular function: protein binding. The record is from RefSeq and is a predicted model, not a curated record.
GUGUUUCAUUGUGAGCCACCGCAGGGCUGGCGUCGGCGCCUCCUCUCAGCUCGGAGAGUCUCAGUGUAUUUUCAGUCGUUCGCUGUUUACAGAGACUUAAACCUGAUCCUGAUCCUGAUCCUGAUCCAGUCCUCUGCAUGGGAGACCUCCUCGCGUCUAAGAUGAGCAGUUUGCGGGCAUGUAAAGGACCGUUUGACGGAACCAGCUCUGAACCGGUGGAGGACACAGACACCACCAACUUCGUGGCAGAAUUUUCCCUGGAAGCCAAUUAUCCAGUGCAAGUGACAGAUCCUCAUGCAGGUGCUGUGACGCUCCACCUGAGUUCCAUGCCAUCUGGAUAUCUGAGCCCCUCCUCAGACAGAAUAAGACAGCCAGUUGAAGAUGAAGAAUGCACCUGCCCAACAUCUACUUCACCAGACUACCCCAAAGAACUGCAGCUAUUAAACAGCCCCUGUGAAAAGUGUUGCUUCCCAGCUCCACCCCCCAAGAUCAGCGACCUCAUGAACGACAAAGAUCUGCUGGACUUACUGCGACUCAAACUGGAUCCAAACCACUGCACCAUCAAAAACUGGAAGAACUUUGCAAGUCGCUGGGGGAUGAGCUAUGACGAACUGACCCUGCUGGAGCACCGGACCCAGGGCUCGUUGUCCCACAGCCCCACCCAGGAGUUCCUGCUGCGCUACAACGAGAAAACGGUCACUGAGCUCACUGAACUUUGCCGCAUCUACCAGCGCAUUGACGUACUGCGACUACUGCAGAGCUGGAUAGAGAAGGACUGGCCAUCUCGGUGGCAACAGACUCAGUGACCAGUUUGACUAUAUGUGUAUUUAUCUUUCUGUCAGGUUUCUACUUGUUAGGAUUUUCUUCCUCUUCCCUGAGCUUGGGCACAUGUCACCACAUUUUUAGUAGCUUAAAAAAGGUCUUAAAAAAGGUAAAACAUUGACUUACAACAGGAAACUUCCUGUGGAGAAUGGCAGCAUCAUUGGGUGCAAGUUGCACAGUAUCUCACAGACAGUUUAGCACUUACUCACAUUCUACUGGUCUGUUGCUCCAGACUGAAACAUCUCAACCAGUACACAGAUCUCCAUGAACAAUUGUGCAGAUCUCCAUGGUGACUGGAUCCAUCCUCUUCAUCUAGCAGGACUAAAUUGUCAGCAACAUGUACUUUACACAUUGGUACAGAAUUCAUUGCAGACAUUCAUGGUUCUCAGACUAUGACUCUGUUGAUGUUUUUGAGGUGAACAACUCGGAUGGUUUCUAUGAAAUGUAGUAAACACUCUCAUGUCCUUCUCUGGAUGAGGAAAAUGUCAGGAGAUCACCACAUUUUUGACGUGGUGAUCUCCUGACAUUUUCUUUAAUCAUCAGGUCAAAGUUUUAAUGUGUUCAGCACUUUGGUUUAUGACCAAACACCUGAACCACUGACAGUCAGAUCAUCAUCAUCUGUUCUUUGUGUUUAGUGCUAAUUUGCAAAUGUUAGCAUGCUAACACACUAAACUAAGAAAGUGAAUAUGGUAACAUUAUGCCUAUUAAACAUCCAUCGUCGUGUUAGCAUUGUCAUCACAUGCAUUUUAGCAUGCUGACCUUAGCAUGUAGCUCAAAGCAGCACUGUGUUUAAGCCAAGUGCAUAGGUUUGGUUUCAACAUUAAUCUAUGGUUUAUUAACAUAAACAUAAAAACUACACAAAGUAACAGAUUAAAGACUACAGGAAAGUUAACUUACUUAUUAGGAAAUUACUUGUUAAUGGAAAAGUAUUAUUAAUCUAAUAAUGUAAGGCUGGUGACGUUAGAAUUAUCUAAUAUGACUUCACUCUAAACAGUGAGUUCACUCAAUUAUUGGUAGGAUAUGUCCCUACCGUCCAUAUGCAAACCUACGCCCGUAGGUUUUGGUGCCAGGGAGCAGGGCUCCAACAGUUUGGUAAUGUCCUGAUCUUGACAUUGGUUCUGCUCGUCUGUGUGGUGUUUUAGUGGCAAGUCAAGAGCAUUUGGAAACAGGUGGGAGGUUCAUUCAAAUGAAGCAGUGCAAAGCAAGUUGUUGGUUUUUAGUGGGAAAUGGGCCUUAGACUGUAACUGAGAAUUGAAGCCACAGAACCACAUCUGUUUCUAACACGUCACUUCAGGCCAGUCUGGUGAUUUUAUCAAGAGCAAACACGGCAAUGCUUUUUUUAUCUCAUCACUCCACAGCCAGCAGAGGCAUUUAAACAUUGUUUACUGUGUUUGAAGCUGGAACAUUUGUAAAUCUGCAUUUAUCUAUAAUAAAUAUGAAUGAUUCUUCCA